Pseudozyma flocculosa PF-1 is the source of this 1164-nucleotide messenger RNA. RefSeq lists its product as uncharacterized. Lineage: Eukaryota; Fungi; Basidiomycota; Ustilaginomycetes; Ustilaginales; Ustilaginaceae. The transcript has a single exon. The record is from RefSeq and is a predicted model, not a curated record. Bases 1 to 1164 code for a protein of 387 amino acids.
AUGCUCUCGUUCCGCACCGCCCUGGCGGCGAGCCUAGUGCCCCUCGGCGCUCUCGCCGCGUUCCACUCCAACGACACCGCCUGCACACGCCACUAUACCGUACAGGCCGGCGACACCUGCGACACCAUCGGACAAAAGACCCUCACUUCCACCUACCAGAUCCUCGCACUCAACCUCCUCGAGGCCGGCAGCGACUGCUACACUCUCGAAGUCGGCCGCAAGCUCUGUCUCGGCCGCUUCGGCAACGACUGCCAGUUUGUCCACCGCUGCACCAACGGAGACACCUGUGACUCGAUUGCAGCGCAGUACGGAAUCAGCCAGGAGCUCCUCCAGGACAACAACCCCAUCCUCGACUGCGACAUCGUCUACGACGGCCUCGUCCUCUGCGUCACCCCCGGCUCCGUACGCCCGCCCGCCGACAGCAGCAUCAACUCGACCGCCAUCCGCAUCCAGCGCGAAGAAGCACAGCAGCGCCAACGUCUACAGAGGAUUCAGGAGGCAGAGGACGAGGCAAAGGCAGCGGCCCAAAAGGCUCAGACCCCUCCCCACCGCAGCUCCAAAAAGGGCAGCAAGAACCGCGGCUCCUCGAAAGAGAAAGAGUCGGCCGGCUCCACGGGGCAUCACACGACCGAGAAGGGCUCGCCAAAGAAGCAGCACUCCUCUGAACACAGCAACCACGAGCAGCAGCAGCAGAAGCCGCACUCUGAUGCAUUGUCCCAUGGCAAGAAGCACGAGCAGGGAGGCGGAGCCAAGGCCGUCGAGGGCGCCAACUCGCACGCUGCCCGACCAGACGUUGCCACGAAGCCAAAGCAUCACGACGGUGCGGCAGCAGCAGCAGCAGCAGCAGCUGCGACAAAGCCAGGCCCCAAGGACAGCAAGGCUGUGUAUGAGCACGGCCACAAACCGCAUCCUGCCGCAGCAGGGGCGGCGGUGGGGGCGGCGCAUCCUCUGCAGAAGCACCCUCUCUCGGACCUGAAGCCGGAGCAGGCGUCCAAGGACGUGGUCGAGGACGAGCACGUCAAGGCGAACCGGACGGCACCAGCGUCGUCGGCCUCGCACCUGCGCGGACACCACACGGGUGUCAACCACACCCACCGCCGACCGGCCAAGCACGCCGCGGCCGUACCGGCGGCGGAUACCGAGGUCUCGCCAUCGUCGUCCUAA